Messenger RNA from Protopterus annectens (West African lungfish), 2707 nucleotides. RefSeq lists its product as uncharacterized. Gene Ontology annotation, cellular component: nuclear envelope. The record is from RefSeq and is a predicted model, not a curated record. Gene Ontology annotation, molecular function: zinc ion binding; nuclear export signal receptor activity. Bases 272 to 2509 code for a protein of 745 amino acids. The transcript is spliced from 12 exons. Lineage: Eukaryota; Metazoa; Chordata; Ceratodontiformes; Protopteridae.
UGCUUAUCUGAGAAACACUAAAAUUCACUGAGAUAAACGAAUUAUAUAUAUUUUUCCAUUGAUUACAUCGGUGAUCAUUUCACACACUGUGCUAUCCGGAACGAUGGCGUAAUCUAGCACUUAAGUCUCUGUUGUUGGAGGAGUAAAAUUAAGUGUAGGACCCAAAUGUUUGUCAAAGGAAGAGAAGUGAUCAGCUGAUCUUUAAAGCUCCAAAGUUCGAGAGGAUUUUUAUUCGGGAUUUAAGCAAUUUCCAUUUUAAAAUUAACAAGAAAUGAAUAGCUCACAGGUGCCAGUCCUCGAAGAACAUAGCACUGUGGAAAAUUAUUCACGUGACAUUGCUAGAUCUGCACCAGAAGUUGGGUCUUCUCAUCCAAAGAUCUGCCGUUUUUAUUCACAGGGGAGGUAUUGCCAGUUUGGCAGAAGAUGCAGAUACUUACAUCAGAGAAUAGGACCACUGUUGCCGUCUCAAACCGAUCAGAAUCAAGCUAUGAGGACUGGUGAUACUAACUUAAACCCUGGACAGACUCUUACUCAGGAGGCUACGAGUCAGCUCGAUAGUGUCUUUAAAAGUACAGAAAGACCACUUAAUACAGCAGCCCAGAGUCUGCCUACCUGUGAGACUUCAUCUUCUGAAAUAACUGUACCAGCUAGGCAUGUAAAGCGUGAGCGCCAUAAAAAUCCUUGUAGGUAUUUUUUAUCUGGUUAUUGUGCCAUGGCAGGAAGAUGUCAUUUUUGGCACCCUGAAGACCUUCCACCUUUAAUAGCCAAUUCUGAUGUUGAAAAGUCUAGUAAUUAUCGUGGGUCACAAAUUAAGACCCUUAUUAAAACCCCAAGGACACCAGUUACAAGACCUUCUGUUUUAAAAGAGGAAGCCAGAUUGGAAGAAAUUACUCCUGAUGUUGCUGCAUCAUUGAGGGAGACUGAAGUCAGUCAGCUGAUGAAGCGGUUUCCAAAAGACAAGCUAAUAAUACAGGAGAGGGAAGAUGGGAAGUUGACCUACUAUCGAGUAUUAAUUGAAGCUACAGACCCAGACUGGCCUUUUGACUUGAAAGAAAUUGCUGUCAUGGUGAGCUUCCCCGAUGAAUACCCUCUGAAGGUCUUUACUUUGAGUGUACCUGAAGAUCAGGAUCUUCCAGCAGUAAUGGGCAGGUAUAUCUGCAAGGCAUCAGAAGAAUGGCUACAGGGAAAGCAUGCCACCAACAUGCUUAUUGGGAAAACAGAGCUCCUUUUUCGUCCAUAUUUACGUUGGCUGGAUCGAAACAUGGAAAGGCUUUUCACUGAAGGAGCACGAAUGCUGAAAAAAGACAUAGAGGCUGAGAAGGCAGGGAUUGAGUUUGUACCUUACCAGCAACUUCAGGCAACAGUGUCUGCUCCUUCCUCGGAGGAUAAUCAGGGAUUAUCCCAAUCAAACAGUUUUCAGUCUGAGAACAGUUCACAAACCAUAUGUGGAAGUCCUGUUGACAAAGCAGAUAAGGAAUUUGGACAGCAAACAUUUGUGGAGGACACGAAGGAACCAAAUUCUGACCAUAAUGGUGAUUCUGAUAGUUACACCAGCUGUGAUGAUGAUGAUGAUGGUGAUGAGGAGGAGGAGCUUGGUCCUAGCACCAUCUCUGACAAAGUCAGACAGGUUAGCAGCAUCACAGCAUCCAGACGAGGGACUGAGAUGACAUUUAUUGGUCUGCAGCUUGGUGAGGGGACCUCUACUCUUGUUGCAGAAAAGGUCACUGUGUCUCUGCAAUGCAACAGGUGCAAGAUUGCUGCUGAUCUAACAAUGAGUAAGAGACAUACAUACGCUGCACAGUGUGAAAAGUGCAAUGCUCACAUUAGUGCAAUGUUUCGGCCCAGCAUGCUUCAUCAGUAUUCUGCUGUUGUGGGCUAUCUUGAUUUGCAAGGUGUUUCUCCUGUAGACCUUGUCUUAAAGGACAGUUACUUCAUAGUAGGCUGCUUGAACUGCUCCAGUGAAGAACCAAUACAGGGCUUGUCAUAUGGACUUCCAAAAGAGCAUAAUUGUAUACAUUGUCAUGAGAAGCUUAGUGUGCUGGUUGAAGCAACACGGUUUGAGAAAGUCCAGGCCUCUUCACGAACUGGUGAAGGAGGUAAACCUGUAGGUCUUCAAAGGAAGAAGAAAAUCCCCAAGGACCCCUCUAUUCAGCUUGGGAAGCCCCUUCCUGAUCAGGGAGCCUGCAAACACUACAGAAAAAGUUGCCGGUGGCUGAGGUUUCCAUGCUGUGGAAAAGCCUACCCAUGUGACGUAUGCCAUGACAAGGACCAAGACCAUGCGAUGGAGCUAGCCACUAGAAUGAUCUGUGGCUACUGUGCAAAGGAACAGCAUUAUAGUAAUGGAAAACCAUGUUCUGGCUGUGGAAACUUUUUGACAAAAGGUCUGGGAUCUUCUCACUGGGAAGGUGGAAAAGGAUGUCGAAACAAGAUAACAAUGAGCAGGAAGGACAAACAGAAAUACAGCAGCACUGCAAAGACUGUGUCCCGCAGAUCCCAGACAAUUCCUUAAGUCAACAAAACAACUGUAGUACAAAACCAUAAACACUUUGUUAAAAGAAAGAGGUUAUUUUGAGUAUGAGGCUUUAUCAGCUUUAAAAAAAUAAAUAAACUGAAACCUAAGAGUAUUUAUAUUAAAGAAUCAGUCACAGUUAUGUACUUAACUUUCUUAAAACAUGGUAAUUAAAAAGCUGCAGUACAUUAUUUUAAA